Xyrichtys novacula (pearly razorfish) is the source of this 12728-nucleotide messenger RNA. The record is from the annotation of a GenBank genome assembly. NCBI's taxonomy places the organism in Eukaryota, Metazoa, Chordata, Actinopteri, Labriformes, Labridae.
GCAGUUUGAUGAACUUUGAACCCGGAAGUGAUAUUCGCUCUGUUGAUAGUGAUGGUACGAGUGUAAAAUCAGGUAUGAUAACAAAUCUCUUACAGCAGUCAGUUUACGCUAAAACAGAUUUUACAGCUUUGUUACAUGUCAGCUGUGAUAUACGUUAAACUGGUUGUGAAAUAAAGGUGCUAACCGGCGUUAGCCUGCGGGCUAACCGAAGGAAGUGUGAGAGUCUGGUCUCUGCUGAAUCGUCUGUGUUUACAGUCCCGUGAGUGGCUCCUAUUCAUUCAAUAAUGUCGUUUGUGUGCUUUUAGUCUUGUUUAACUGACCUGGUGCUUAAUGCGGACUAGUCUAGACUUGAUAAUAUAGCAUUAGAGGAAGGAACAGGCUUUAAAGCAGCGAUAAAGAUCAAAAUGAUGGAUGUUUUGGUCCAUUUUAAGUCCUUUUGGGUUAUCUUGAGAGCUUUUCCUGGAGCUCAGACAGUCUGAAUGUAAAACAAAAGCUGCACCUGAGUCAUGCCAUCACGACCAAUUGCUUUUACGUAUCAGUAUGUUAAAGUGCAACACAAGGAUAAAAACACAGCCACAAGCUGAUAACCUGUAAUUACUGCUUCUGCAAAACCUUCAGUGAAACCUGAAGCUUUUACAUGUUUGAUUUAUAAGCACAACUAGGGCUGAGCGAUAAAACGAUAACGAUAUAUAUCGAAAUUUAAUAUCCCUCAAUAUCGAUAUGAAACAUGGUCAAUAUGCUUUUUGUAGGGCCGGGCGAUAUGGGAAAAAGUUUAUCACGAUACAUUUUUUUUCAUAUCAGUUAAUAUGGAUAUUUGGAUGGAUAUAUAUUUAAAUUAUAGAUUCAGACUGACAUUUAAAGUUUAAACUGUCCUUAUCUUCCACUAAUAAUUAUUGUUGAUUCGACUGUCAUUUCUGUCACUGCAGAUCUCAGGAUGGACACCAGCGGGAAACCCUCGACCGCACAGAUUGUGGUUUUAGCCACCAGCUCGGCCCUGACUGCACUUUUCUAUUCCAUCUACAGGAGCAGGGCGACGACGGUUGCCAGACUAAAGGUCUGCGACAUUUAUCGCACUCUGCCUUUGUGGUUUAAAUGUCAAGGAAUGCGUGGAUUUAUCACCUGACGUGCUUCAUUGUUAAUCUGAGAAGUUUUUUUUUCUUUCUUUCUGCAGGAAGCCAAGAAAGUCUCCAUCGACCAGGAUUUAAAAACGCUGCUGUCUGAAACUCCUGGAAGAUGUGUCCCGUAUGCAGUCAUCGAAGGUGUGUUUCGUUUCCGUAAAGACACCAUGAUUUAAUCCAAAAUAAAACUUUAACAGAGCGUCAUAUCCUCCUGUUUAAUGCAGGUGUGGUGAGGUCUGUGAAGGAAACUCUGGGCAGCCAGUUUGUUGAAAACUGCAGAGGAGUGAUCGAGCGACUGACGCUGAAGGAGGAGAAGAUGGUGUGGAAUCGUACCACUCAUCUCUGGUAAGUCGAUGAGAGGACCGUGAAGUGUUUUCAAUAUAACAGACACAGACAGAAAUCACCAGGAAGCUUAGAUGGAGUUAUUGGCUUGUUGAGAAAUACCAGCAAGAAAUCAAAACAGAAAAAAAUGUCUUGUUUUAAAAAAUGAGUGUCCUUGUACUGCCACUGCUUCUGUUCAGCAGCAGGACAUUUAACAGCACAAAAACAUUCCCUGCAAAUGUCAGUCUGGUUUAAUUAGAUGCUGGUGUGGUUUCUACCCUUUGUACUGACACUGACGUGAACCGUGGGUGACUCAGAGGACAAAGAAAUAUCACCUAAGAUAGAUUUCUUUUGGCUUUUCAACGUUAAAAAAAUGGCAAAACAUUUCUGGGAAAUAAUAACACCAGUGUGGGUGCAAAAAGGAUGACAAAAGAUGAAUUUCAGUCAGGCGAACAGUGACAAAAUUAAAUAAUAAUUUUGAAAAAUGAGCUGUUUCCUCUUUUUCAAGUAAGACUAGUUACAUUUUUCUCAAAUUAAUAAAUCUCUGAAGGGUUAUGGGAAAUUUAAGAGACAAAAAUAAAGAAACAGGACCUUCAGAGAACAACCACCGAAGUGUUGAUGACCACUGUGAUUUCUCUGGAUAGGAAUAACACAGAGAAAAUCAUCCACCAGCGCACGAACACGGUCCCCUUUGCCCUCGGGUCCCACGACGAUGAUAUCACUACGACGAUAAGAGUCAUACGUCCACUAGACGCCGCUGAGCUCGACCUGGAGACCACCUACGAGAACUUCCACCCCACGGUCCAGUCUUUGUCCAACGUCAUCGGACACUUCAUCAGCGGUGAGCGACCCAAAGGCAUCCACGAAACGGAGGAGAUGCUGCGGCUCGGAGACAGCAUCACAGGAGUGGGAGAGCUGGUCCUGGAUAACAACCUGAUCAAACUCCAGCCUCCCAAACAAGGAUUCCAGUACUUCCUCACCCGGCUGGACUACGACUCCCUCCUCAGGAAGCAGGGGAACAGCGUCAGGCUGUGGAGGAUUCUGACUGUUUUAUUCGGCGUGGCGGCUUGUUCCACGCUCAUCUACAUCCUGUGGCGGCGGUACUCCCACCGCAGACAGAAUAAGAAGGAGAGGAGCAUGAUGGAGGAGUUCAAGGAGAGGCAGAAGAAGCGGAUGCGUGAACUGAACAUAGAGGAGAACAACGUGUCGCCGACCAGCUGCACCGUGUGUCUGAGCCGGGAGAAGUCCUGCGUGUUUUUGGAGUGUGGUCACGUUUGUGCCUGCGCUCAGUGCUACGACGCCCUGCCAGAACCAAAGAAGUGUCCCAUCUGCAGGGCCGCUAUAGACCGCGUGGUGCCCCUGUACAACAGCUAAAAUACUGUCAUUUACACCAGAUACAGGUACUCUGGUUUGAGACCUUUAAACUCUUGAGACUUGACUGUGUUAUGAGUUUUUAGACUCAAAGACAAUCUUAUUACUUUGUCUCAAUAACGUCACAAAGAAAGACAGAUAAGGUCGAUCCAGUAAUUGAGAUGAACGACUCUAAUCUAAACCGCCUCCUGCUGUUUUAGUGAAAGUUUUCCUGGUUGCUGUUGCUCUUGGAUCGUUAUCACACCAGGUGAUUGUCCACAAACGGAUCACCUGUUGUGAUAAUGAAACUUUCAAAACGCUCGUUCUGAUGAGUUUUUCUACAAGAUCAGACACAGUAAAGUGUGUAAGUGUAGAAUUAAGACAGGUCUUAGCGCUGAUUAAUGAAGAGGGAUGUCAGGGAUGAAGAUUUAGCCAAGACUGGGCACCUUAAAGUUUGAUUAGACAUCCAAAAAUCCUAAAAUAUAAUUGGCUGCUUGUCUUAUCAUCAUGGGAUCUUAAAGGGAUAUUCCGGCGAAAAAUUAAUUUAGGGCCGGAAUAUCCCUUUAACUCACAAUGAACUAUUUCGACUAUUAGCUUUAAUUUUACGCACUUUGUGCUGCUUUCUUUGCAGAAAAAGUGCAGAGAGUCACAUUUUCUUUUCAUUCUUAAUAAUAAUUUUAUAUUAUUAAGCAUUUUAAUAUUAAUUUAUGAUUUGAUGUGAAUAUUUUUUACUUGACUGGGACUUGAGACUUGACUUUGACGAGAAAAAAGGGACUCGUAGAACACUCAUACUGUCGUGUUAGCACUUUGAACAUUUCACUCAAAUUUGUGCACCUGUGCCUGAAAAAAGGAAUAUCUGUGUGGGUAUCUUCAGGGGGGAUUUCUGUGUUUACUCACUCUUAAUAAAGAUGUAUCAGAUGUUUUUACAGAGCCACAAAUUGAGCUACUCUAGAGUCACAUUUAACCGUCGGUAUCAGUGAUUCAUAUCCCAAAAGGUAGUAGACAUCACUUACUCAAGAUUGUAAACAAAACCGUAUAAAUGUUUGACAUGAAAUGAAGCGUAACGUCCAGCUGUCUUUAGCUCUUCUUGUUUCAUAUCCAGAGAGAAAUGCAUCGACACAUAUUCAUCUGUUUUCAGACGUUAAAAGGAAAUAAAACCACAAAAACUUUUAAUCAAAUAUCCUUUUUUUCCUGGACCCUUUUUCGCCGGAUUCUAAGCUUUUUUUUUUACAGCUCUGAACCUUUCAGUGCGUGUCAAGGAGUUUUCGCUGUUAUCUUUGGUGAAAUGGAACUCUUAGUAAGCCUGAUGAGAUUUCUAAGAAAGACUGCACCCACAUGAGGAGGAUGCUUUCAGAAAUGUGGCCACUCUUUUUUUUUUUUCUUUCAUUUGAUUUCUGUAAAAAAAAAAAAACUCUUCAGUCUUCCUGAUGGAGGUGUUUUGUGCAGAGGCGGAGUAAAGGCUGUAGGUCACAUGGACGAUGUUUGUAAUUCUGAUUUGAUUUGUUUGAUUGGAGAAUAUUUGAACAAGCUGUUGUGACCGUUCUCUUGAUUUUGAAUCAUCUACAAAUAAAGAAUUGUGCACUCAGGCUCCACAAGCAUUCGGACUAAUUAUCCAAAUUAAAAGCUGCUAAAACAGAGGACGCCCUUGUGCAUCCUUCAAAGCCACUGAUUGGACGUUAAACUUGAUUUUUCUGCGACAAAAACCAUCAAUUAUUUGUUUUAUUUUGCGCCUGACGCCUCAUUAAGCGUACAUGCAUCGUAGCAGAGAUACAGUGUGAGGCUGAAUCUCUUUGAAACAGGCUGUUUUGAUUGAACACACAAUGAGAAAAGCUGUUUGAAGUCGGUGGAGUUUGCAGCCAGGAGAGGGGGAUGUUCGCCCGCGCAGAGAGCCAGAAAAACCCAGAAUUUGGAAAGAGAGGGGCGGAAAAUGUAGAGCCAUGUUCCCUGAAGGAAAGCAGCUGUUUUCAGUCUUGCAUGAUUUUCUUUUUGUUGUUUUUCUCCUUCAUAUCAAACUGCAUUUACAUGGAAAUAUUUAAGGAAUCAUCCAAAGAUAAUUUAAGAGUAAAAUCAAAUGUUUUGAUUUGUUUUGGUCACAUAAAAUGAAUCAAAAAAUGUCUGUUUCUCUGAAUUUAUUUAAACCUUAACUCAAUAUUCCUUUCAUUAAAUAGAUAAUCCUCCAAGUACUUCAGUGGAGACAGACAGGGGGAAGGAGAAGAUGCCUUUGUAUGAUUCAGUUUGAGGCCAGCAGGAAUGAAUCUCUGUCUCCAGAGGCCGUCUGAAGGCAGUUUUUGGAAACACAAGAAUGCUCUCCUCUCUCAAACGCCAAAACAAAAAUAAAAAAAUCCCAUUUUAUCAACCCCACAUUAUGCCGGGAAAUCUCAGAUGUAUUAUUUAACGUCAUAUCAGGACCCGGGCAUUAUCAUUACAUUAGUAUUCAGAAGCGAACCCACAGAUAUCCAUUUUCCUGGAGUGAGCCGCUGCCCAUCGGUCUCUGAAGGAGUCUGAGCUAAAUGUCAGAUUCACCGAGCAAUCAGGCUUUGAGAGCGUUUUGCACUCCUUUCUGGGAGAAGUACAGUAUUGAUGGCAUUAAAAGCCUCAUUGUGUUUACACCAAGGCUGCUAACAAGGGCGCAGUUUCGCAGGUAUUUUUACUGUUCCCGAAGAACUCUUCGGCGGAAAUUUAACACAAUGUCCUGUAAAAGUUGUAAGAUUGUGAAACGACAAAACUCCUGCUGAGCUGAGAAGGAAGAAAUUAGCGUUUUUAAAUGUUUGUUUUGAUUAAAGGUGGGGUAGUCAGGAUCUGAGAUAGUGUCAGUUUUGGAGAGAAGCCUUGAAUGUAAACACUGACCCUUAGCUCCUCCCUCUCUGCUCCAGCAAGCCCCACCCACAAACAGACGCUCCUGCUCACUCGUAUCGUUCCAAUUAAAUUCAGAUAUAAUGCAGAUAAAUACUUCAGAUAAUUACAAAUAAUGGGGCCCAGUCAACGUGAAAGUUAACAGCAUUGGCUUUUUACUUUUACCUCUGAUUGGCUAGAAAAGCUGGAAACGUCAACACGCACUCAAGCCAAACGCGGGCUGUCAGCUCUGUACAUCGAACAGAACAUUAUCGCACUUCUGAAUCUCCUAACCCUAACCCUAACCCUAACCUGACAGACGAUGACGUUUCACAGCCAUAACAAAUAACUGAUCAGAGCCAACCACUUCUAGCCAAUCAGAGGCGAAAGAGGGCGGGACCUUCCCCUACCGUCCUACAAAAUAAACCUAAAAACAAUUCCCUUGCAAAAUUUUUAAAACUUGGAUAAAGUGACAUAGUCCAGGACCCAAGGUCAACAGUUAAGUGGUGCUACAACACGCUACAGCAGGUCCGUUUGACAAGAAACACUUACUUUUACCUGUCCAGCAGAAAGGUUACAGAAAGGGCUUCGGUGAUACAAUUUAAGUCAAAUUUUUUUGUCAUUAAAUCAAUCAAAAAGUUUCUGCAGUUGAGUUUUUUGCAUUAACUCUCAAACUCAUGAGAUCAGACAUUCUCAAACUAUGGGAUUCUUCAGUUUUAAACAUCUGCGAUUCACCUUGACCAAGAUCAGAUUCAGGUGUGCGAGUCUGAUUGGCUGAAGUGAGACCAGGUGUGGGGAGGUGAUAAAAACCCUUGUUGGAGGAUCGACCUCUGUGGUUUUUGGAGCUGUGGCAGCGUAUCCAUUAACUUUCCUCCUGUGUUAGCUUUAACUACGCACCCACUUUGUUAAGGAUCAGUUUUGACCCGUGUCUUAAAUCAGCUUUAAAUCACACUAAAAACAAUUCUCCAUCGUCCAGUUUGCCUCUCAUCUCUAGGUUACCUUGUUAGGCUUCAUUAUCCAUGAAAAUAUUGAUUAUAUUGUUAAAUUAGCUACUGAAGACUGUUAAUCACUCUCUAACAGUGAGAGGAUAUACUGUAUCACAUGCACCGUGCACCAGCCUCCACACCUUUAAGACUAAAUCUCUGUAUUUGAGUCGUGUGUCGAAUAAAAGCCUCCCCAAAACAAACACUUUCUGUAAGUAGAGUUGGUUAACUUGUAGAUUUAAGACAAACUCAAAUAUCGUUGGGGAAAACAUCAUCUUACAGCCCACUGGAUGUGCUUUCUUGAUGGGUUUCCAUGUCAACUGUUAAUCACCCUGCAUCCAAACCUUUGAGAGAAAAGCCUCAUCCCACGACCCCCACGACUCGCUUCAAACCAGAUGCCGCAAUUACUCGUGUUUGUCUGUCUGUGAGCUAUUUAUGGGCCGCAUUAAACUGAGGUGAUAAAGCGUCCCGUGUUAAAUUAGAUUCAUUUCUGCGACAAUUAAGACGGGAAAUAAAGUGUCGCAGGGACACGUGACGACGACAACUGAACGACCGCUGUGUGAGUGGAGCAAAAAUAGAUGGUGAAUCAAAACUGAGAAAGAGUCAAACUGCAUAAUUCGCUUUAUUGAACCAACCUGAUGUAAUUGAAAUUAAAUUAUUAUCAAAAUAGACUUUCUUGUGCUGUGUCUUAGACUGUAGCUUAGCAACGGUUUAUGCUCCAGAGUUUCCAUAAGGCCGUUUUCCUCUCUCCGUCUGCUGUUCCCACACAUCAUAUAACACAAUGCACCUGAAUAAAUUGUCGGUUAAUAACGUGUGUCUUUGUAUCAGAGCGCCCUUCAAAAGCGCAGCGUGCUGUGAGGAUCAGUUUGAGUCUUUUUUGAUCUGUAAGGUACAGGUGAGGGGGGUUAUUAGCACAACAGUAAUGAGAUAUCAUUUUGCUUUUCCUCUUCGCUCUGUUUUCUUUCCUUUAUCUUCCUUUUUUUUUUUUAUUUUGGGCCCUGCACGUUUUUCACCAACGCCAUAAAUGAUAUCUUGUCUUCCUAAUUGCUACCGUCCUCUGAUUUCAAGGAGCCGUGUUGUGGCUGCUUUUGUUGUUAAUGAGGCAUCUGUCGUGUCUCUCGGGGGAGAUAUAGAACCAGCGCUGUCCAUGUCACCUUGACAUCCAUUCAACAUACUGAGCCGGAUGGAAUUAACAACAGGUCUUUCAUUACUUUAUCUACCAUGCCAUCUUUGUUACAAGACAAGAGACGGGAAACAGGAGUAUGAAGUCCGAUGUGUAUCGACUACAAGCUGGUUAACAACAUUAAAACAGAGUCAAUGGGUUUGAUGUUGGAGCACGUGUGGAAAAAAUCAGUUAAAAUGAGACAUAACCUUGUAGAAAAGGAGCAGUGUUUAAAAAAAGACAGCUCAAGGAAAGUCAUGUCCAGAAUUCACUCUCAAGAAUGAAUCCUAAUUUAACUAUAAUAAGUCGGACAGAAACUCAAAAGUAUCAGCCGAAGAUGAUCUCAGACGAUGCAGAGGAGCAUCUUCGCCUCCGUACUGAUGAAACGAUUGAUAAAUGAUUCAUUGUUUUGCCCCUUUUUUUUAGCAUGAGGCCUUCAUAGUUUAUUCAGUCGGCAGAGGUUCACCUUGUCGAGAGUAUAAAACACGGAUGUAGUCUCGGUGACUGGCAUAGCAAGUGUGGCCUUGAAGCGCGCGCGAGAAACGGCUGUUUUUUGGACUUGAGCGUCAGCGUCCUCCCUCAAGACAGAAGGUUGACGCUUCAUUAACCCUCAUGCACAUUCAUGAGAGCGAACGUUUCCAGGAACAGGCUGCCCACAGAGGUCCAUAAAUCAUAACUUCGAAUGCUGGAUUGUAGAUUCGACCGUCCACAUGCCAACGUAUCCUUGGGCGAAACACUUGACCCCUUCUGACUCAGCCGUCAGAGUGUAAAUAUGAGUGAAUGUUACAUGCUAUGUGAAAAGCACUUUGAGUGUUCAGAAGACUGGAGAAAACACGAUAAACAAUCCAUUCACCAUUUUACCAUUGAAAUGGACUUGAAGAGCUUUUACGCCGCUCUUCACUUUCCACCUUUUUAUAAACUGGUGGCAAAGGACACCAUCAGAGUGGACUUAAGCUUGUGGGAGCUUCCUCCUGGUUGACACAAAGCAUACCUUGAUUUAUCAGAAAUAUAAACACUUCAAGUCAACAACUGAGAAUUCUUUCAGAGGCAAGAAUCGGGAAAUGUUCUCCUCUGGCUGUUUUACAUGUUUACAGCGAGUACAGUCGCCCUCGCUUCCUUUGGAGAAAACAUGGUCAAUCCAUGCGACACCUUCGCACUCGCUUUAGUUUGAAACAGCAGGUGUUAUGUCCACUUCUAUGGCGCUGUUUGUGUAGAGCUGAAAAUAAUUGGUUGUUUACAGUGACCUUUAGUUUGAAGCUCAUGUAUGACCAAAGCCAUGUUUAAAUGAGUCAUACGAGGGGGGGGCAUUAAGACUAAGAGCCACAACACUUUUUUAAAGCAAGUGCUAAAGAGUUGCAGGUGAACGCAGCAAAGAAUAAAAUAAGAUGGAUGAAGGUUGGUGAUUAAAUAUGUUGUGUAGGAAUUAAAGGACAUGGGUGGGAUGCAAGGAUGUAAAGCUAUGAAGCAACUUUAAUAUAGAGGUGUCAAACAAAGGAAAUGGAUAAGCAGAACAGGGUAUCAUCAGCAUAGCAGUAGAGGCAAAAUAAAAAAAUAAGGGCACAAGCAUUGAUCCUUGAGGUACCCCUGAUCAGUAUUAGUUACUUAACUUGAUAUAAAGUUACUUUAAUUUAGAGGUGUCAAAAUAAAGAAAGUGGAAAAGUAAAAUGGGAUAUGAUCAGCAUAGCAGUAGAGGCAAAAAAAUAGGGGCGCAAGCAUUGGACCUUGAGGUACCCCGUAUCAAUGUUAGUUACUUAGAUAUAUAUGAAGCUAUUUUAAUAUAGAGGUGUCACAAAGGAAAUGGAUAUGUAAAAUUGAGUAUCAUCAGCAUAGCAGUAGAGACAACAUAACAAAAUUAGGGGUACAAGCAUUGAUCCUUGAGGUACCCCUUAUCAAUGUUAGUUACUUAGCUUGAUAAGAAAGUACUUCAAUAUGGAGGUGUCAAAUAAAGGAAAUAUAUAAGCAGAAGAGGUUAUCAUUAGCAUAACAAUAGAGGCCAAAAACAUAGGGGCACAAGCAUUGAUCCAUGAGGUACCCCGUAUCAAUGUUAGUUACUUAGCUUGAUAUGAUGCUAUUUUAUUUUAGAGUUGUCACAUAAAAGAAGUGGAUAAACAGAACAGAGUAUCAUUAGCAGAGCAGUAGAGGCAAAACGUAGGGGCACAAGCAAUGAGGUACCCCUUAUCAAUGUUAGUUACUUAACUUAAUAUGAAGCUUCUUUGAUAUAGAUGUGUCAAAUACAGGACAAAGUGGAUAAACAGAACAGAGUAUCAUUAGCAUAGCAGUAGAGGCAAAAAAGGGGGAGGGCACAAGCAUUGAUCCUUGAGGUACCCCUUCUCCGUAUUAGUUACUUACCUUAAUAUGAAGCUACUUUGAUAUAGAUGUGUCAAAUACAGGACAAAGAUAAGCAGUACAGGGUAUCAUCAGCAUAACAGUAGAGGCAAAAAAAUAGGUGCACAAGCAUUGAUCCAUGAGGUACCCCUUAUCAAUGACAAUGGAACAAUAGAUGACAACAGAUCACGUAUCCAUGGUUGAGUUAUUUUAUUACAUGCAUCUGCAGAGCAGAUCAUAGCAUCGACAAUCGUAAAGACACAACAGAAGCUUUCAACAGCCCCAAACAGUCAACAAUCAUUUUGAAAAGGCACACACAGCAAGUGGAAAGAUACCAUACGUCAAAACUGACCCAGCACAUAAAAAAGUACGACAAUUACAGCGGCACCGACUACUGCAAUUACAGCACAAAAAUAUUAUUAUAUGACAUCUACUGUACUCUCUUUUCUCGAGAGCAGAAUACUGCUCUACUGGCUCCAAUGUGACUUUUCAGGCAUUUAACACACAACAUAAAUACCUGUGUUCAUGCAGAAAGAUCUAUGCAACUCAGCCUGAGUGAAAAAAAUCAAUACCUGAGUAAAGCAACACCGCAAUGGAAUAAAUAAGAGGUAAAUCAACAAUAAAUAUACCAUUAUAGGCAAUGCAGAGAGUCAAUUGAAUUUCAAGAAAGAACAAACCUAUAGUGAGUCCAAGAAAAUGAACCAAUAUUGUCCACAAUAGUAAUCAAACUGCGCGUAACAGAUGUAAAUUCAUGAAAACUUUUAAACUCGGUUAGGCACUUGUGGUAAAUGAAACUGUUUCCUCUGUGAUUCCCAGAACAGGACUGUUGCUCGUUUCUUUCAAGACCCAGUUGUACCACAUCUGAGUGAAUCCAUCACUAGGUUUAAAUGGUCAGCUCUAUGUCACAAACAACAAACACAGAACAGCUAAUUGUGGUUGAACCAUUACUACUUGAAUUACAUCAAAAAAAAAAAAACCCUGAAGGUGUCAAAAAUAAAUAAACAUCCUUAGGAACACAAACCAAAAUCAAAGAAGUUUGAAUCACCAACAACAAACCCAGAGUGUUAAUUAUCACAAAAGUUGAAGUUCAGGUAAAAUCAUAUUUUUGACCUCAUGAUGACGCUGCAGGAAAAGUCAGGGGAUCAUGAAGUAAUUAGGGCUUAUCUUCUGGAAACCACAAGUGUGUUUAUUCAAAAAUGUCCAUUUGUUUUGUCAUCUGGCUGAUCUCUGAGUGUGAGCAUGGUAUAAAGCUGCUGUGAGGGACUUCAGGUCUGUGCUGAUUUUGGCGCCCCCUUUGGACAAAGUGUAACUUCUUAUCUAUCGCUUUACACAUUAGAGUAGAGCUUUAUCUAUCUAUCUAUCUAUCUAUCUAUCUAUCUAUCUAUCUAUCUAUCUAUCUAUGACUUUAUAUCUCUAUUUAAAUAAAUAGAAAAAACAUAAACUUUAUAUUUCUAUCCAUGUUUCUUUAUACUUUAAAAUUUUCCAUAUCUACAUAUGUCUAUACCUGUAUCAUUAUCUAGGCAAGGUAGAUAGAUAGAUAGAUAGAUAGAUAGAUAGAUAGAUAGAUAGAUAGAUAGAUAGAUAGAUAGAUAGAUAGAUAGAUAGAUAGAUGCUUAUGUUUACAUCGAAAGAUAGUUCCAUCACUCCAUCAUUUAUCUAUCUAUCUAUCUAUCUAUCUAUCUAUCUAUCUAUCUAUCUAUGACUUUAUAUUCAUCUUUAUAUCUAUGUCUAUAUCUCUAUGUAAAUAAAUUUAAAAAACAUAAACUUUAUACAUCUAUCUAUGUUUCUUUAAAUUUUUACAUUUUUCUAUAUCUACAUAUGUCUAUACCUGUAUCAUAGAUAGAUAGAUAGAUAGAUAGAUAGAUAGAUAGAUAGAUGCUUAUGUUUACAUGGAAAGGUACUGAUGCUCCAUCAUUUCAUCAUCCAUCUAUCUAGAUCUAGCGAUAUAUUUAUAUAGAUAUUUAGACAAAGAUCAAUUUAAAGAUCUAAAGAUAGAUAUUUUGUUGGUCUUUAUUUAAAUUUUUACUGAAAAAUGUUCGUGUUAAUGAUCCUUUCAAAAACUGAUUUUUGAUCUUGUUUGGUCUGAGUCCCAUCACGUCUUUUAGGGGUAUUGUUUUCUGUUUAGUGUUUACUUUGUUGGUCGUUAUGGUUACAAUACCAUGCUUCUCCUCACACUUACAGGCUGUAAAAUAUUCCCUGAAAACUUAAAGCUACAUCAGGACCUCUUUAUACGGUGAGACUAACUUUGAACUUGCAGCUUACUCAACUCUGAGACUGUCUCUGAUAAAUGGCAUGAUCAAAACUACCCCUCUACGACAGGUACGUCUUUCUUAGUGAGAAAAUAAAUAUGGAUUUACACAUCAUUACAUUAUAAACAUGCUAGUGGGAUAUACAUUCAUAGAUUUACACCAAAGCCACUCAUCCGAAUCUUUACAUCUAUUUUCUUCAGCUUCUUGCAUAUUCUUCAGACUCUGCUAAAAUGCAAUCAUGGCAAAUAUGACCAGCACAGUAGUGGGAGCAGGCAAUACAAAAAGAUCGGCAGCACUGUGUGUUUCCAUCUUUUCACAACAAAACCAAUUCAGGAAAUUCAGAAUGACGUAAAAACAAAGUGUCAAAAUGUCCUUUUUUUCGUGUGUU